AGUGGACCUGCAGUGAUGUCGGAGAAGAAGUUGGACACUCGUCCCAAAACCCUGCGCAGCUGGAGCGUGGACAGCUACAUCCGCAGUGUUAAGAAGCGCUCCCGCUCCGCCCGUGAGGCGUCUGUGAGAGCGGAGGAGGGCGAGGGUUUGGAGGACCACCAGAGCGUCCGCUCGGCCUCGUGCCCCCGCCGGCGGCGGGACAGAAAGUGCAGCUGUUCGGCUUUAGGAGACGCGGAAGUGGACGGCAGCAGAAAGGCCUUAUCUCGUAGAUCUUUGAGACAGAAGUUCCAGGAUGCGGUUGGACAGUGCCUUCCGAUACGCAGCCACCAUCACCACUACCAUCAUCAUCACCAUCACCACCAGUCUGGCUCCUCAAGGCCAUUCUCAGUGCUGCUCUGGUCCAAGCGGAAGAUCCACGUCUCGGAGCUUUUAGAAGAUAAGUGCCCUUUUUCGCCCAAAUCUGAGCUCGCCCAGUGCUGGCAUCUGAUCAAGAAGCAUCAAAGCAAUGCAUCAUUAGCCAUAGAGGCCGCUCCUCCAGCUUUUAUCUCCUGGGAGGAGGUCAGUUCCUCCGGAGCUUCCAGCCUGGACGACUGGGACCCGUCUUUUACUAAUGGUACGCCCCAAUGCUGCGCCCACACCGACUACAUCCUGGUGCCUGACCUGCUCCAGAUCAACAACAGCCCGUGCUACUGGGGCGUGCUGGACCGCUUCGAGGCCGAGCAGCUUCUCGAAGGUCAGCCUGAGGGGACAUUCCUGCUGAGGGACUCCGCCCAGGAUGAGUAUCUGUUCUCGGUCAGCUUCAGGCGCUACAGCCGCUCCCUGCAUGCCCGAAUAGAGCAGAGUGGAAAGCGCUUCAGCUUUGACGGCCGGGACCCCUGCAUGUACAGGGACGCCAGCGUGACGGGGCUGCUGAAGCACUACAGCGACCCGGCCGCAUGCCUCUUCUUCGAGCCCCUCCUGUCCCGCCCGCUGCCCAGGAACUUCCCCUUUUCACUGCAGCACUUGUGUCGCGCCCUAAUCUGCAGUUGUACCACCUACCAGGGUAUAAAUGCUCUACCGCUGCCUCAGGCACUCAGGGACUAUCUCAGACAGUACCACUUCAGAUGCGACGGGGCUUGUGCCGUGUGA
Messenger RNA from Colossoma macropomum (tambaqui), 1128 nucleotides. It is a transcript of the gene socs4, whose product is annotated as suppressor of cytokine signaling 4. Gene Ontology annotation, molecular function: 1-phosphatidylinositol-3-kinase regulator activity. Gene Ontology annotation, cellular component: phosphatidylinositol 3-kinase complex. Bases 16 to 1128 code for a protein of 370 amino acids. Lineage: Eukaryota; Metazoa; Chordata; Actinopteri; Characiformes; Serrasalmidae. The transcript has a single exon. The record is from RefSeq and is a predicted model, not a curated record. Gene Ontology annotation, biological process: phosphatidylinositol phosphate biosynthetic process; intracellular signal transduction.